Molecule: messenger RNA, 677 nt
Organism: Penaeus chinensis
Lineage: Eukaryota; Metazoa; Arthropoda; Malacostraca; Decapoda; Penaeidae
Product: pro-resilin-like
Exons: 2
Coding region: 79-351 (90 amino acids)
Cellular component (GO): extracellular matrix
Source: RefSeq, a predicted model, not a curated record
GGAGUCUUACCUUCACCUGCUGUAUAAAAGAAGGAGAACUCACUCUUUUCCUCAGUCAAAUCACAGGAUUCCAACAAAAUGGCCCUCAAGGUAUUCGCACUCCUCGCCCUCGUGGCCGUUGCCGUCGCCAGUCCUCAAACCUACGGCUACGGUGCUCCUGGUCCUGAUUUCGGACCAGCUAAGUACGACUUCAACUACGCCGUCAACGACCCACCCUCUGGCAACGACUUCGGCCACCAGGAAUCUCGUGAUGGAGACUUCACACAGGGUUCCUACUACGUCCGCCUUCCCGAUGGUCGCCUGCAGACAGGUCAACUACAACGUGCAAGGAGAUUCCGGCUUCGUGGCUGAGGUCAGCUACGAGGGUCAGGCCCAAUACCCAACCCAGCCACGUGCCUACACACCUGCCCCUACCUAUGGUUAAACGAUAUUAAUUACGAUAUUUAUUGAAAUAGAAAAUUGUAAAUAUAAGUCUAGUGAUUGCAGGCACAUUGAUAUAAUGUUCGCUGUCUUUAUAAUCAACUCUUUCGAUCAACUUUAGGUAAUAUGAUAUUCCAUCUGUAAACUUCCUCUAGCACUUGCUAAAUGAAUGUUGUUUUGUUACUUUGAACGAAAUGACGAUAACAAAGAAACCAAGUAUGUAUUUAUGUCUAUUCCAGUAAAUCAAACUAUAUAUA